AUGUCCGUCCUCCUGGCCGUCAAGGCGCUGAAGGGAGCCGGCAGGGAGGUCAUCCUCGAAGUGAAGUUCAUGCGGGAGGUGACCCCCUACAUCAAGAAGCCAUCGCUGGUGUCAGACCUGCCAUGGGAAGGGGCUGCCCCGCAGAGCCCCAGCCUGAGCGGCAGCGAGGCCUCGGCCUCCCCGCAGCACCAGGGCGCCCGUGACCGCAAGGUGAUCCCCCUCAAGAUGUGCUUCGCCGCCAGGAACCUCAGCAUGCCCGACUUGGAGAACAGGCUGGUCCACUCAGGCUCAGGCCGCCGCUCGCCCGCCCUGGGUUCGGAGCUGACCUUUGCCACCCGCACGGGCUCCCGCCAGGGCGUGGAGAUGCAUGUUUUCCGUGUGGAAACCCACCGGGAUCUCUCCACCUGGACACGUGUCCUGGUCCAGGGCUGCCAUGCUGCUGCUGAGCUGAUCAAGGAGGUGUCUGUGGAUGAGGCUCACAGCGACAAGGCCAAGGAGAGCAUCCGAGCCAAGUGCGUGCAGUACCUGGACCGGGCAGAGAAGCUGAAGGAGUAUCUGCGCAGCAAGGACAAGCAGGGCAAGAAGCCGGUCAAAGAGUCGCAGAAUGACAAGGGGAGCGACAGUGACAGCGAAGGGGAGAACCCCGAGAAGAAGAAGCUGCAGGAGCAGCUGAUGGGUGCCAUCAUGAUGGAGAAGCCCAACGUGCGGUGGAGUGACGUGGCCGGCCUGGAGGGAGCCAAGGAAGCUCUGAAGGAAGCUGUGAUUCUGCCCAUCAAGUUCCCCCACUUGUUUACUGGGAAGCGCACACCUUGGCGAGGGAUCCUGCUCUUUGGGCCCCCCGGCACUGGCAAGUCCUACCUGGCCAAGGCUGUGGCCACUGAGGCCAACAACUCCACCUUCUUCUCUGUUUCCUCCUCCGACCUGAUGUCCAAGUGGCUAGGAGAGAGUGAGAAGCUGGUGAAGAACCUCUUUGAGCUGGCACGGCAGCACAAACCCUCCAUCAUCUUCAUCGACGAGGUGGACUCGCUGUGUGGCUCCCGCAAUGAGAACGAGAGCGAGGCGGCGCGGCGCAUCAAGACGGAAUUCCUGGUGCAGAUGCAGGGUGUGGGGAACAGCAGUGAUGGGAUUCUAGUGCUGGGAGCCACCAACAUCCCCUGGGUGCUGGACUCGGCCAUCAGGAGGAGGUUCGAGAAGCGGAUCUACAUCCCCCUGCCUGAGGAGGCAGCACGGGCCCAGAUGUUCAAGCUGCACCUGGGGAACACCCCACACUCCCUGACAGAGGCCAACAUCCGUGAGCUGGCCCGGAAAACUGAUGGCUACUCCGGAGCCGACAUCAGCAUCAUCGUGCGGGAUGCCCUGAUGCAGCCUGUCCGCAAGGUCCAGUCGGCCACUCACUUCAAGAAGGUCCGUGGCCUCUCCCGCACCACCCCUGGUGCCCUGGUGGAUGAUCUCCUGACGCCGUGCUCACCCGGAGACCCCGAGGCCAUCGAGAUGACCUGGAUGGAGGUGCCUAGUGACAAGCUGAUGGAGCCCAUCGUCUGCAUGUCGGACAUGGAGCGCUCUCUGUCCACCACCCGCCCCACAGUCAAUGCUGAGGAUCUGCUGAAGGUGAAGAAAUUCACGGAAGACUUUGGACAGGAAGGUUAA
This is a messenger RNA of Chaetura pelagica (chimney swift), 1647 nucleotides long. It is a transcript of the gene VPS4A, whose product is annotated as vacuolar protein sorting 4 homolog A (S. cerevisiae). The record is from RefSeq and is a predicted model, not a curated record. The transcript has 13 exons. The coding region runs from base 1 to 1647 and encodes 548 amino acids. NCBI's taxonomy places the organism in Eukaryota, Metazoa, Chordata, Aves, Apodiformes, Apodidae. Gene Ontology annotation, biological process: vacuole organization; endosomal transport. Gene Ontology annotation, molecular function: ATP hydrolysis activity; ATP binding.